Penicillium salamii is the source of this 1635-nucleotide messenger RNA. Lineage: Eukaryota; Fungi; Ascomycota; Eurotiomycetes; Eurotiales; Aspergillaceae. The record is from the annotation of a GenBank genome assembly.
AUGGAAACAACGCGCCGUCCUUAUUUAAGAUCACUAGCCCAUCGUGGGACAAUUCAAGGUGUGACGAUCUCGACAGCGUCCUCAUCUCAGGACCUGUGUCACUACUUCGGCGGUCUCCGCUAUGGACUGGCCCCCUCCCAGCGAUGGCGCCGUGCGACUCCCAUCCCCGCAUCUUUUACCUAUGGCAGCACAGAUGCGCCAGGUCGCUGUGACGGGGGCGCUGGGUUAUGUCCCCAGCCGGGCUUUUUGAAUCUAUCGCCCGAGAACCCAGAUGCCUGGAAUGAGGAUUGUUUCCAAUGUAAUGUGUGGACACCUCUCGGGGAGCCGCCGGCAGGAGGAUGGCCGGUGUUUGUUUAUAUUCAUGGCGGCUGGCUUCAGUUCGGCACCCCCAAUUCCUUCAACGCUGCUGCCCUGAUUGGGGAGGCGGGAUUCAAGGCCGUUGUGGUGAUGCCUGCGUAUCGAGUCAAUCUGUUCGGAUUCCUAUAUUCCGCGGAACUAGAACAAGAUGCAGCUUCGGUUGGGGAGACGGUUGGAAACCACGGAUUUUGGGAUCAGCGAUUAGCAUUGGAAUGGAUCAAGGAGAAUAUCAAUCUCUUCGGGGGCAACCCGAAUAACAUUACGAUUUCAGGGUAUUCAGCCGGUGCAAACUCCGUUUUCCACCAAUUGGCCUAUGACCUGCGUCAGCCAGAUGAAAAGUCUAUCAUCCGCCAGGCUUGCAUUUGGUCGAACAGUCCAGCCGUGCAGCCCAAGUAUCCUGCUGAAACGCAACAUCAGUUCGAUCAACUCCUCGCUGCACUGGACAUUCCGCUCUCUCUCCCCGCCAGUGAAAAGAUUGCCCGCCUCCGAGUCAUUCCCGCAAAGAAGCUCCUCGACACGGCGAAAACCAUCGAGGUUCAUCAAUUCCGACCCACGACAGAUGGCAGUUUCAUCUCGCCAUCCCUGUUCCAAUCUCUCGACAACGGCGAGUUUGCACGCAAGCUUCUUUCUCGAAAUGUGCGUAUCAUCAUCGGUGAAUGUGCCGAUGAACGAUUCCUCUAUAGUACUUGGUUCCCCCCACUGGCAGACACUCUGUCUGCACUCCGAACCCGUCUGAUUGCGGAUUACCCUGAGCAUAUUGUCGACGGUGUCAUUGCCCACUACUACCCUACCGGCCAGUUACCGAAAGACUGCAAGAACUGGGUAGAUGAUGCAUGGGGGAGGAUUUAUGCCGAUAUGCAGGUACACCAGAUGCAGCGGGGACUGGUCUACGCCCUGAGCCAUAAUUCAGGUGGCGUUGAUGCCUCUCGACAGGUAUAUCGGUACCGGAUCGAGUGGCGGGCGAAGUGUAUGGAUGCUGUUAUGCCUGUUGAGUGGGGAGUCACUCAUUCUUCUGAUUAUCCCGUUUGGUUUUUCGGGAAUGGGAAAUUCUUAGAGGAUGGGGAGAAGCGGAUUAUUCGGGAGUCUUUUAUUGGACCUUUGGGUCGGUUUAUUCAAGGGCCCGGGGAGUUUGGAUGGGGUACUUCUGGGGCUCGGCAGGUUCGGACGUUGCAGGGGAGUGGCAGUGUGGCGAUUCGAGAAGAUGGAGGUUUUGCUGCGGGAGUGAGGGUUUGGCAGCGACUGCGAGAUGUUGAUACUGGGAGGAUUGCUCGGCUGUAG